AUGAAUAACGGUUUGUGUAGUUUACAAGGUAGAUAUCGCCACCGCCGGCCACUGCGCAGUCGACUCCAGCGCAACCGUCAUUGUCACAGUGCAUGGAUGUCUCAAAUGCCAGCCCUCGUUGCAGGCUACUUGCGCUGGAAGCACCAUGCAGCCACACCGACACCGACACCCAAUGUUGAAGUUGGAACAUUCAUGUUCCACGUCAGCACAGUUGAUAUUCUAGUCCUGCAAGCUGCUGAUGAAUUGGCGAACGUGUCACUCAUUAAUAUGGGACUUCUUGGGUGUUCCCCCAUUCAGCCUAAAAUAGCUGUUUCGCUUCAAUGCCUCGAGUUAUAUCAUCAAAUCCGUCGACGCAAACCAUCUUUUAGUGUACAGGCGAUGGUCAAAGUACUCUGUGCCCUUCAUAAUCGCUCGUAUUUUCAAGCGCUGCGGGAUCAAUUUGCAAUAGCUUUCGAUGCCUAUCUCAAUAUUUUACGGCGGGUUCGAGAAUUAGCUAACACUGCAUUGAAGCGUGAUACUCCUCACUGGCGCAUGCUUCACUCGUGCCCUGCAUGUAAUUACAAGCAAGAGAAUGAGCCAACAUUGAUCCCUGCGAGGAUGGACAGUAUGGACGGCAAUAACUCGUUGAAACGGGUCGAUGGCUCUGGACACGCUGAUGAGCGCAUCUUCGAAUCAUCAUAUUUGAUACCUCCCGAUGAAGUUGAUGUGUUUAAGGACGAUGUGCGACUCCGGCCAGGAACACGAGCGGUUGUUACUAACACAGCAGGAGGCAUCAGUCCGGCUGAUGUUUCAGAGUCUACAUGCACUGACAAUUGGAAGACUGCAAACACAAUUUCUGACAACACUGUCAAAGUUUUCGAGCAAACAGGUAUUUUCAUCAGUGCCUGUCGACACGGCAUGAUCCAGACCUUGGUUGAGAUGCGUGCUAAAUAUGCUCUCGCAACAACCAAUAAAGUUCUCGAUGUUUACGGUCUGAAUGGAGUAACUGGAUACGAUAUCGGAUGUUCCUAUCAGAAAACUGUUGACGCCAGUUCUAUCUCCAUCAAGGCGCACUCCAAUCAUCAUCGCUUCAUUGUCAACUCAUUUCACGGACAUGCCCACAACCACCGUUGUCAGCUUCGGUUCCAUCCUUUAUAUCAACAUGGCCUUGGCCUCGAGGACCUCGAAACGUGCGAGCGCAUAUUCUCUGCAUCAAAUGCCGUAGCUCCCAUUAUCCGCCACGCAUCUUAUUUUCACUGGCUUCAGUUCAUCGACCUUCACUUUCAGCAGUGGGAUUCUGAUAGGUACCUGGAACUAAGUAUGUUUUUGUACAACAACUAUAAGCAAGCGCUUGGCAUCAUCGAUGACCUAAGCCCUGCCGUCAAGGAACUAAAGUUAGCGCUAAAUAUUUCGGAUGGAGACUUCGAGCGCUGGAAUAUGGAAGAGUUAGAAUUUCUGGAGACCCUGACAGAGGAAACGGAGGAGGACAUCGAGGCGAUGACUUACGUGGAAGCAUUACGAUCACUUGCCAAAGCCGAUGUCACAACAGUACAAUUUCUGACUUAUACACCCGCAGAUUUCACUGCUACUCAUGGUCUCCAAAAAAAAAAACAAGUGUUGGCGAGUGCUCGAGAAGCCGAACGUCACGCAGCUCACCGCAAGUUAAUUCUUGAAAUGAAUGUGGUUGAUGAUAUCGAGCGUCGUAUGGGAAUUGCCGAAAGAUGGCAGCCCCAGGAUACGAAAUAUCAGGAGGGUCUGGUAUAUCUUACCAACCGGCAAUUCAUUCGUGCCAUUGAGCAGUUGCAGGGUCUCGUUGUUCAGAGGCUCUUUGAGUUGGCCAAAGCAAACAUCGCUGGCACAGGUUACAAACUUCGUCAACAUAUCUCAAACACUAUCAGUCGCCGGUCAGGAGCCAUCCGAAGAGCCCUUGAAAAAUAUAAUCAGCUUGCUAUUGUUCAAACGCCUCCACGAGAUGUCAUAGAAUACAGCGAAGUGGCGUCAUAUGCUUGGCUCGGCGAGUUCGACCUCCUCAAGCAUUCACGUCAUCGCAUACUUGAGAAGCCGUGGACGUCCAAGGGAAAUCGUGAGGUUGCGAACAAUUUCUUCAAAAUUCAACGUGCUCAUGAGGAAGUUCGACGUCUUAAUGUCGAAGUUGCACCACUCUCUGCUUGGGUGGAUUAUGAAGACGCGCACUUAAAAUCAACAUUUGAAUCAUUGGUUGAAUCAGAUCCGACACUCUCACACGAGAUCUCUUGCAUGUACAAGGAGCGCAAACGAGCGAAUGAUGUGCAUCGCAGAAGAAUUCAGGCUAUUUAUGAUCUCUCUGGAUACUGUGGAUCGAGGGGCACGGAGACGAGAGGCAUUGAUGAUCACAGAGGUGGGGAUGCAGAUGAGAUGAUGGAAGAUUUAAGGGGUACUAGGAGUAUUGAAGCUGACAAGGAUGAUGCACUUUGGGACGAGGCUGACCGUUUAGAAGCCUGUAUGAUUUAG
Molecule: messenger RNA, 2469 nt
Organism: Suillus plorans
Lineage: Eukaryota; Fungi; Basidiomycota; Agaricomycetes; Boletales; Suillaceae
Exons: 8
Coding region: 1-2469 (822 amino acids)
Source: RefSeq, a predicted model, not a curated record